AUUCAGUUGCCACUGAACCGGCGGACUGUGCGCAUCUCGCGUGUGAGGUGAGAAAAAAACAAAAGGAAAAAGAAACCGGAAAAAAGUCUUGCUUGAUGAAGAUGUUUUUUUCUGCACGUGCGGGCGGUUUGAUCAUUGAGUGAGAGACACCGUGUCGCCGGGAAUGAUGUGCUGUCUGUGAGGGUGUGUGGACAAUUCCUGCCAAGUGGUUCCGUCCACCAGGGAGUGCCCGGAGAUGACAGAGAGACCCUUCUAUGCCGUCCUGCCGCAACAGCUGAGAUUCAACGACGAGAUCGUCCUCAAAGGGAAGAUCAAAGACGACGCUGUAGUGUUCUCUGUGAAUUUCUGCCUGGAAUCGAGUACAACACCAUCCUACAUUGCCUACCACUUCAAGACAAUCUUCACGGUGGAUCGUGACGUUGGGGUGAUUCAGAAUCACAAAAAUUACGCCUGGGGCGAGGAGACGGUCAGCUCAAAUACGUGGUGCGACGGACCCGGAGAGGAGUUCAUCCUCACGUUCCUCUUCACGAAUAGAGACAUCACCGUGUACACGGACGACGACAAUAGGUGCUUCCAGUACAAGUACGAUCAUCAGCUGGACAUUGCGGACAUUAAGACAGUUCAGAUUUGGGACGAUCUCGACUACAUCACCGAAGUUAUCUUCCGCUACAAGCAUCCCAGUCAGAAUAACGUUUAGAGGCAGCUUGAAAAGCUUUUUUCAUUUCAUUUCAUUUCAAAAGCAAAUCUCCCGCGCUUCGUGGAAAAAAAGCGCGGGAUUGAGUAAAAUGUUCGCCGAAUGCAAUUUCACUACAUAACUAUAUAUGUAUAGUAUGUUGUGUAUGUAUAUAGUUGUGCCUCCAUUAACCCCCGUGCAGCUGCCCACGCUUCCCGCCACUCUUUCUUUUUUAUUUUCCCGGGAAAGCAAUCAACCCACACACCACGUAAGACGUUCAACAAUUUGAAUUUUUAAUUUGUUUUUAUAGAGAAUUAUCGUAUUAUAUAUAGUAAAAGAAUGAUUAAGAAUUUCA
Lutzomyia longipalpis is the source of this 1028-nucleotide messenger RNA. RefSeq lists its product as uncharacterized. The transcript has 2 exons. The coding region runs from base 236 to 697 and encodes 153 amino acids. NCBI's taxonomy places the organism in Eukaryota, Metazoa, Arthropoda, Insecta, Diptera, Psychodidae. The record is from RefSeq and is a predicted model, not a curated record. Gene Ontology annotation, molecular function: carbohydrate binding; galactoside binding.